Sycon ciliatum is the source of this 1568-nucleotide messenger RNA. RefSeq names its product ornithine transcarbamylase, mitochondrial-like. Lineage: Eukaryota; Metazoa; Porifera; Calcarea; Leucosolenida; Sycettidae. The record is from RefSeq and is a predicted model, not a curated record. The coding region runs from base 20 to 1144 and encodes 374 amino acids. Gene Ontology annotation, cellular component: mitochondrion. The transcript has 11 exons. Gene Ontology annotation, biological process: L-citrulline biosynthetic process. Gene Ontology annotation, molecular function: amino acid binding; ornithine carbamoyltransferase activity.
UUUGUAGUCACAAUAAUACAUGUAUUGUCAAAAGUUUGAUAAUAUUUUUCUGUGCAACAUGGCCUUUGUUUGGAAGCAGUUCACUCGUACCUCACCUUCUUUGUUACGGCAAAGCCUUUUGUCGACCGCCUCUCGCUGCCAUAGUACUGAACGCCCGGUGAAUCCUGGAGAUGGAUUCGUUGGGAAAGAUUUCUUGACGCUGCGAGACUUCAGCGCCACAGAUAUUCGCCACCUGUUGUGGGUUGCUCAGGACUUGAAAACCAGAAUUAAAAUCCAGAAAGAGCGGAUAACUCCUUUGUCCGGCAAAUCAGCUGCACUGAUCUUCCAGAAGAGAAGUACUCGUACGCGGACCUCGUCUGAGACAGGCUUUGCUUUGCUUGGUGGCCAUCCCGCCUUUCUCAGUGCUAGCGAUGUGCAUCUGGGUGUCAGUGAGACCAUUCAUGACACAGCCAAGGUACUGUCAGGACUUGUGGAUCUGAUUCUGCUGCGCUGCGACAAACAUGAAGAAGUGGAAGAGCUAGCCAAACAUGCCUCUGUACCUGUUGUAAAUGGCCUUUCCGAGACAUUCCAUCCACUGCAGACGUUGGCUGACAUCUUAACCAUGAAGGAACACUUUGCUUCACGGUACGCCAGUCUGGACGGCCUGAAUGUUGCCUGGGUGGGAGACGGCAACAACAUCAUCCACUCGUUGCUCAUGGGAUGUUUGCCGCUCGGUAUCAAUAUGAGAGUUGCAACACCUAAGGGCUAUGAGCUGUUUCCCAAUGUUGCCGCGUAUGCCGACUUGCUAGCUAACAAGCACUCUACUGAGUUCCUAGUUACCAAUGAUCCACUCGAGGCAGUGCGUGGUGCAAACGUCAUCGUGACGGACACCUGGAUUAGCAUGGGACAGGAAGAAGAGAAGGCUGCACGUCUCAAAGCCUUUGAAGGAUACCAAGUCACGUCUAAGAUGUGUGAAGAAGCAGCAUCUGACUGGGUCUUUCUACACUGUCUGCCGAGGAAACAAGAGGAGGUCGCCGAUGAAGUGUUUUUCUCGCCUAGGUCUCUGGUCUACCAAGAAGCGGAGAACAGGAAAUGGACAGUGAUGGCGGUUAUGCUGUCCCUGCUUGGUCAGCAUACACCCACAACGGAGCAGCCAAGGUUUUGAAUCAUGGUCCAUCCAGCCCGACGCCAUCGCUGCUGAAACUUCCAGCAGCCUAUGUUAUUUACGAGUACACCAGCCCAUGUGUACCAGCACACAAUCCACACAUGCACAUUAUUCUGUUCAGCCCUGCAUGGUAAUGGACCGUGUUGAGCAUGGUCGGACUAUACACAACCACACGUAUUGCACUCAGCACUAGUAUUUAUGUUUGUUACAGAGAUCUGCUACCAUCUUACUGUGCACUUCUAUAAUUGUGUUUUACCAUUCACUGCUAGGGAGGUUCAUAAUCCUGUUCAUAAAAACUAAUUCUCUUAGAAAGCCUGCACGCAGAACAGUCAUAGUUAGGUACUCUUCUGAAAGCCGUGCAUACAGCCGUGCAUUUCACAGCCUAACUUAUUGACUGGUGUUAAUUGUCCACGGUGCUGCGAAA